Molecule: messenger RNA, 1134 nt
Organism: Cygnus atratus (black swan)
Lineage: Eukaryota; Metazoa; Chordata; Aves; Anseriformes; Anatidae
Gene: CCDC89
Product: coiled-coil domain containing 89
Exons: 3
Coding region: 1-1134 (377 amino acids)
Source: RefSeq, a predicted model, not a curated record
AUGAACUCCUUCCCUCUCUCUUCCCAUAUCACUGAGUGUUUUGGCAGGAGCCAAAGUGGCACCAGCAACAGCGGCUCCAUGGCUCAGGAUGAGAGAGAAGCAGGGAUGGCCAGCCCCACAAGCGAUCCGGAGGUGGGCAGGGACGGGGAAGAUGUGACAAAAGGCCCGGAGGUGCUCUGCGAAGGCCCUGAAGAGGAGAGGAGAGAGAAGGCUCUGCUGCGGGCGCGCCUGGAAGAGCAGCAUCGCCUCAUCUGUGUGCUGAAGAAGAAAGCAGAUGGUGCACGCAAGCGCUGCAAAGGCCUGGAGCAGCUCAACACGGAACUGGAGAAACUGAGGCUGGAGGACGCCGUGAAACUGAAAACGCAGACCCAACGCAUCCGGCACUUGGAGGAGCGCUUCAUGGAGCUGGCCAGCAACCACGAGAAAAUGAUCUACUUCAAGAAUGAGCACAAGAAGCAGAACACGCAGCUGUGGGAGGAGAAUCAGCGCCUGCGGCAGCAGAACGAGACUCUCUUUAGCCAAGCCGUGCGGGAGAAGGAAGCCAAAGUGUUCCAGCUCACUGCCAAGGCCCAAAAUCUCUCGCAGCAGUUAGACUCCUUACACAAGAAAUGCGCUUACGAGAGUUGCAGAGCCCAGGAGCGUGAGAAGGAGCUGCUGGAAGCUCAGAGCCAGCAGGCGAGUGCCCAUGCCUGGGAGGUCGAUUCGCUGAAGCAGCAGCUGCAGUGCCUCCAGGAGGAGCACCAACAAAUUGCCGCGCAGGUAGAGCGCGGAGAGAGCCAGCAGAAGGCUCCGGAUAGCGAGCUGCAGGCCAAGCUGGAGAGGGCAAAUGAGGAGAAAGAGCAGCUGCUGAACCUGGCCAUGGAGAGGGGCAAAGCCCUGCAGGACAAGCAGCUGGAGAUCGUGCAGCUGGGGAAGAGGCUGGAGAGAGCCAGGCUGCGAGCAGAGAAGCGCUUUGUUAAAGACACAGCAGCAAACUAUGAUCGGAUGGUCCAGGAGCUCCAGCAAGAGCUAGAGAGCAGCAAGCAGGCGUACAGCGAACUCUCGCUGCAGUUUGAUGCCUACAAAAAGCACAGUAUGGAUUUACUGGCCAAAGAAAAAGAGCUGAACGUCAAACUCCGUCACUUUAAAGUGUGA